Trypanosoma conorhini is the source of this 4554-nucleotide messenger RNA. RefSeq lists its product as uncharacterized. The record is from RefSeq and is a predicted model, not a curated record. NCBI's taxonomy places the organism in Eukaryota, Euglenozoa, Kinetoplastea, Trypanosomatida, Trypanosomatidae. The annotation marks the transcript as partial. The transcript has a single exon.
AUGGAUUCUCCUGUGAAACCCCCACUAGACACCCAGGCAUCACUCUCCCAUACCACGCAGGAUGUAGGCUUUGGCGACUCCCUGGGGCGCUCACACUUGGCGCCUGCCGCCUCCGAGGCCUUUUACCGAGAACAGUGCAGGAGCCAUGGGGUGUACCCCAACAACGCCUUUGUGCGGCAGCUGCUGGCUGGAGUCACUGUGUUUGACUUUGAGAACGGCUACCUGGGUGAGCGGGGAAUUGUUCCCAUCCUCUCCACGUUGCAGCGGCUACCAGUGGUGGAGUUGUCCAUGCGAAACUGCGAAGUCAGCACCGAUGACGUCGGUUUGAUGCAGAAAACGUUUGCAUCGCAUGAAACGCUUAGAAAGAUCGAUCUGCGGGGUGUUUCGUUGACGGUGGCCGCAGCUCGCCGACUUCUCACCCUCGCUGUGCAGAACCCCUGCGUGAAGGAGAUUCUCCUGGACGAGGACACACCAAAGUAUCUCUACAUUCAGAAGCAAUGUUUUGCCAAUGCGGAACUGAGGAUCUUGGCCUCGCGGUGUCUGGUGUGUAACAGGCCCGUCAUUCACUCCCCGGAUCAAGGAAUUGAGAGUCGUCUUCUUCUCUCCCUUGGAUGUGAAUUAAACAGCAUGUUGCCUGCCACAACAGAGGUGGCGCUUCAAGUUAUGCUGCGUUGUAUUUUGGCCUGCUGUGAGGCGGGUGAUGGUGUCUUAUUUGUAUGCUCUGGUGAGUGCCGAAUGCAGCUCACGAGGGAUAUCCUCACCGCAGUGCGUGCCGUAGUGUGCGAGUGUUUUUCCGAUGAGAAGACUGUGUACCCAAAGAAUCCCAUUCUUCGGCGGUGUGCGGAAGACAUGCCCAAAACAACUCUUAGGGGACUUGCAGUGGCACGGGGCAAGGAUACUGUACGUGCGGGGGAAGGUUUACGGAGCAAAUCCAUUCAUGGCGGGAACGGCUACGACGACGGCAGCGACUACAGCGAGGAUGAGGAUGAAAGUCAGAGGAAAAAGGCGUCUGGCGGCGUGUUAGAAAACUGCACCAUAUGUGGAGCUCAUGCCGUCUGUCUUCCGAAUGGGGGAUUGCAGGCGAUGCGUCGUGUUUGUCAGGACAUUGAGGAUGGUUCCACGCUGCGUCCAUCAGCGUUGCUCCGUCUGAUAAAGUUGCUGCUCCAGUAUACAGAUAUGCGGCCCUGCUCCGAGAAGUGUGUGAUACAUCUUGUGCGGUUCGGUAUCUACGGCUACGGUGGAGUUUUGCUAGCCGGCGAUCAAAGAAGCGACCCGACAGUGUCUUCCCUCGAUGUUUCCCUCACCUAUUUGCCUAGCGACGACUUUGCCAUCCUUAACUUCUCCGCGGCGUACAUUGACGAGACCGCCGAGGAAGAUACCUGCUGUGCAGUGACGGUUGCGAGUGUCAUGUCCGACAUGGAUGGCGUAGCCAUUGACCCCUAUAUGAUCUUUGCGUUUGGUCGAUACCUCGCAAAGCUGCCUCCUCGCGCGUUGGGAAUGGAACUGCGUCAUGCGUGUGAGGCCGUGCAACUCGCUGGGUGUUUGCCUGCUAGUUUUGGGCCCUUUGAUCGACGGAAAAAACGACCUCCACGCCAUUCCUACGUGUCAUGGGAAAAAUGGCAUGAUCAUGCUGAUUUAAACAAAAUUGUCCGUGUCGCCUUCUCUCGACGACGGCAAGGCUUCUACGACAUUGACGGACCACACGGAAACCUUUUUGACAAUGCACGGUCGGCUCUCUGGGCGUUCCGAAGUCAACGACGCUCGGUACUAGUCACUAUGAAGUUCUCCCUGGAGUGGCUUGCGUUUCCAGGGGGUGUGGUGCCGAACGAGUCAACGUUGCGGCGGUGUUUUCUGACGACCUUUAAGGUUGUCGGUCAGGCGAACAUCGACAACGCCCUCUACCUCAUCUGUCAAGGCAACUUUGGGUCACGGGUUGGCAACAAGGGUUUUUUUUACAUUCCACGUGGGAUUUUUAACCUGUGCGCCACCGGUGCUGCGUACAUUUUCAUUGACGCCGGCGCAUACAUGGCGGCAAGGGGCCAUCGACAAGGCCUCUACGCCGCACGGGUGCUUCCAAAGCAGGCCACGCAGUUGGUGGAACAGCUCCCACUGCUGCAAGGGUUGUAUCACUUCUGCCUGGAGGCCCUCAACUGGCGAACGCGGCACCGACUUGCGUGCACCAAGGUUGUGUGUGAGGCCCUUUGCCGCCUUCCUCCCCCGAUCUUUUUCAUCUACCGCGGCUGUGAUCGCGAGGUGUCGGAGACGCAGAUAGCGCUCUUGAAGACGCUGCGGCAAAUUGUUUUCAUGGACAACGCCCGUUCACUGCUGCUUUUCUACAUUCAUGAAGUACUGGGCUUGAAGUCGAUGGAGUGGGCGUAUGCGCUCGUCAAUCAACUCGCGCAGUAUCCGCCACUUCCUGUGCUGCUGCAGAGGAAUGCUGAGCGUCUGUCAUUUGUCGACCUCCAGCGACGACAGGCCCGCAUCGAGUGGACGCCGUUGAGAGCCAAUAAAAAGCCAAUUGUGAGGGCGGCGUCGCAUCCUCCUGAACCGCGCCCGGUGAGGAAGACCGUGGCAAAGCGAUCGCCCAAGACGGCACCAGAGAAAAAGUCAAACAAAGACGCACGGGACGCGUUCCUUGACAAGCUGGAAAACCGCUGGUCGACGAUAAGGGAGCGUCGAGAGUCGAUUAAGGAGCAACGCCGCUCCAGUCGAAAGGAAAGCCACUCAUUUGUCCGUUACUCCUUCACAGCCGGUUCUGCCGCGAGUUUUACGGCGCGAUCCAUGGCGGGAGAAAGUGACUUUGUUCCCCUGUCGCUUGUUGGUCAUCCGUGGCACUCCGUCCGCCUCACAGAGGCGGAUGGGAAAUUGGCGGAUUAUGCCAUAUUUUUCAUCAAGGACCACACCUGUUGCAUCCAUGUCAAAAAUAACACCCUUACAGAGCCUCUGCGCCCCAUAUCGGCGAACCAUUUUGCGAGCAGUCUUCCCUUUACCACCGGUUUUGACUGCGCGUUGAACUCGCCAGUGAAUCCGCGUACGGUGUACUUCUUCUGUGGUGAGCAGUGGAUUGAGUGGGACGCGUACUUGCAGACCCGCACGGGGGGUCCAUUUAAGCUGCGACUUCACAGACAGUUUGCGGCGUUGCCGCCGGAGUUCCUUCACAGGAUUGACGCGGCUGUGCCAAUCCCCAACACUUCUUACGCCUUUUUUUUCUCACAGCUUAUGUAUGUGGUCUUUGACUUUGAGCAGCGGCGAGCUGUUGGUGGUGUGAGACGCGUUGGGGACGAUAAGACAAGUGAGCAGAACUUUCCAACCUUUGGCUCGACUCUCGCCAGCCUGUUUCCUUACGGGCCCAUGACGACAUUGCUUUGGCGUGCCGAAGAGACACUGGCGUGCGACGAGCAGGCAAAGGGGGCGAAUAAGGAAGGCGCUUCUGAGGCGGUAAGAAAAGAUUCGGCCCAAGUAGAGAAGGCGAGGGUCAUGUUGAUUGGACGGGAUGGUCGUUUGGCAACUCUGUGCAGCUUUGCUUCGUCUGCGACAGCGUUGACACCCGAGGAGUUGCAGACAAUUCCCGCAUCCUCUUUCUCACACCUCCCACAAGCGUUACAGCAGAUGACCACGGCUGCCCUGCAUGGUGUUUGCAAACAGGUUCUGGUUGCGGAGUGCAAUCGCUGUGGAGUUGUUUUGAAUAGCCUGCGCCAUGCAAGACAUCAGAUGAAGGCAAUUACCAGCACACUUACGCGGAAGCGCGAAGAAUUGGAUGAUCUCUUGUGUCUCACUCGACGGGAUAUUAAAUGCAUUGCGUCAUCGCUACUGUGUGAGGAAGUUAUUUUUGUUCAAACCGAAGAGAGCAUGCUUGAUUAUCCACCGCAGGUGGUAGAGGUGGAUUAUGGCCCCACACACCCUGUUAGCUUUGGUGUUCUUGUGGCUGUGCUGGAUACUACACGCUUAGACCCUCGAGUGCUUCGUGUUGCGCCGAUUAUGGCUGUGGUUGAGAGCAGUGAUGACGGCAUCGUGUACAUUACACACACGCGUUUCCUCCUCUCACCUUAUGUCACUGCUACUUGUUGGGGUGAAGCACAUGCCGCUCGUUUUUGGCGGCUGCGUUUCCUGUCCCGUUUGCCUGUAACCACGGGCUUGGUACGACUCCUAUGGUAUGAGGUUUUGCGCGUGCUUGGAACUAUUCCGCUAGAUCCCUGCAUCCCACACUCUCCGCAGGAGUCAACCAAAGUCAGCAUCACAGCACCGCAUCUUCUUCGUGAGCCCACUGAACUCCUCAAAUCACUCGCUCCUGGGGCCGUCUUUGCCUCCUCUUCCACUCGUGGUUGGUUGAAAAAACACUGUAUUUUGCCGCUGCUCCCAGAUGGGACAUUUUGCCUGCUGUUUUGCGGUAAAAAUUUUAUUGAAUUGGACGUUGAGCACAGUACUGUGGUGUCACAUCGUACGAUUCCUCUUGCGAGUCACCCAGGCUUCGCCAAUUUACCAUACCCCUUUUCAAGCGGGUUUAAUGCCGUCUUUUACCCUAAUCCACACAACCCGAAUGUUGUGGCGCUCGUU